AUGUUGACUAAUUGUCAGAUCAAUAAUCUUGUUCUGAGAUCACAAGUCGGUUCUGGCGCCUUUGGUUUAGUUUUCCAUGCUAUAGAUAUCGUGUCACAACAGGAAUACGCUAUAAAAGCUGUAUUAAAGACUUCGCCGAAUGACUCGAACAAUUCAACUAAUGACGAAAAGAAACAAAUUAAGAAAAGCACAAUAUUACAAGAUAAAUUAUAUCACUAUUUUAAAGAACAUCAAAAUAGAAUAUAUUUGCCAUCCGUUGAUUUAGAAUCAAUAAAAAACUUGACUGAACAACAAUUAUAUUGCAUACCGCAUUAUAAGGAAAUUAAUUUCCAUUUAAAAGUUCAUGAUCAUGCUAAUAUAGUUACCAUCCACCAAAUCUUAGAAUCUCAAAUUGCUACCUUUAUAGUAAUGGAUUAUUACCCCAUCGAUUUAUUCUCUUCAAUAGUAGAACAUAAACAUUUCUCAAAUGAUGGUUUGUUAGUUAAGAAAGUCUUUUUACAACUUUGUUCAGCUUUAAAUUAUUGUCAUCAACAAAACAUCUAUCAUUGUGAUAUCAAGCCAGAAAAUAUACUAUUAGAUAGAUUCGAUAAUAUUCAUCUUUGUGAUUUCGGGUUGGCUACUUAUUCUUCAUAUUUAGCUCCAAAUACAUGUGUGGGUAGUUCUUACUACAUGGCUCCAGAAAGAGUAUUCUGUAAUGGUAAUGGUAAUGGUAAUAACAACGAUAAUAACGGCAUUUGUAAUGACCAAAAUGUUUGUUCUAGUUUCCCAACUAUUUCAGGAGAUAUUUGGUCAUUAGGUAUAAUAUUGAUCAAUUUAACAUGUAUAAGAAAUCCAUGGUUGAAAGCUCAUCAAUUGGAAGAUAACACAUAUCAUCAUUUCGCUAAAGAUAAUACAAUAUUACAAAAAAUAUUACCAAUCUCUAAUGAAUUUUUCCAAUUACUAUCUAAUAUUUUAAAGAUAAAUCCAUUUGAAAGAUUAACUAUCAAUAGUUUGAUUCAAAACGUGGAGAAUUUGGCAUCAUUUACCGUCGAUGGUCCAUUAUCUUCUGUGCCACAACUAAUACCAAUCUAUGAUAACAACAAUUAUUAUAAUAUCAAUGCUGUUACUCAACCAAAUAACAAUAACUCGUUAUCUUUGAAUGAACUCAUCAACGAUUACGCAGAUGACCCAAAUGAAGAAAAUAAUAGAAAAUGGAAGCAUAUUCAGCUCAUCUUUAGAAGAUACACCAUAUCAAUCCGAAGUUGA
Naumovozyma dairenensis CBS 421 is the source of this 1245-nucleotide messenger RNA. It is a transcript of the gene SKS1, whose product is annotated as putative serine/threonine protein kinase SKS1. Gene Ontology annotation, molecular function: ATP binding; protein serine/threonine kinase activity. The coding region runs from base 1 to 1245 and encodes 414 amino acids. The record is from RefSeq and is a predicted model, not a curated record. The transcript has a single exon. Lineage: Eukaryota; Fungi; Ascomycota; Saccharomycetes; Saccharomycetales; Saccharomycetaceae. Gene Ontology annotation, biological process: protein phosphorylation; intracellular signal transduction.